Messenger RNA from Penicillium lagena, 285 nucleotides. RefSeq lists its product as uncharacterized. The coding region runs from base 1 to 285 and encodes 94 amino acids. The record is from RefSeq and is a predicted model, not a curated record. The transcript is spliced from 2 exons. Lineage: Eukaryota; Fungi; Ascomycota; Eurotiomycetes; Eurotiales; Aspergillaceae.
AUGUUCUACUUCAUCCUCUACGUUGUCUCUCAACUCGUCCUCUUCGGCGCAUGGGUCUCCGGCAUGUUGGACAACCACCAGAAAAAGCUACAGGAAAUUCUUUUGGGCUAUAUGGGGGAGACUAAAGUGUCAUAUGGAAUGAAGAAAAGCUUGACGAGCAAGAAAUUGUGUGAGAAUAAGGAUCUCGCCAUGAUUCAAGAUCAGCUUGGAAAUCAGCUUGGAGAUACAUUUGGGAAACGAGGGGUUGGAGAGGGAAUUGGGUCGACAUUGGGCAAGGUGCUGUGA